CGACUCUGCUCAUUUUUGACAACUGGCACCGCAGAACGACCAUCUUCCUCCGUCGGUACGGAAUAAAGUGCGUGCGAAAAAUUAUAUUUGGCACGAAAAAGUUUGAUUGUUUUACGAUUAAAUUGCCUUAAAAUGCUUUCUAGAGCAGCACUUUUGGCCGCCGCCAAGAAACCCAUGGGAUUGGCCCUGGUACGUGGAUCUGCCUCCGCCGCCGACAGCAAUCGCCCCGUGCGCGCUGAAUACCCUGGUAAGGUACGCUUGGGCUUCCUGCCUGAGGAAUGGUUUACCUUCUUCUACAACAAGACCGGUGUCACCGGACCGUACGUUUUUGGGGCCGGAUUGUUGACCUAUCUGUGCUCCAAGGAAAUCUACAUCAUGGAACACGAGUACUACAACGGCCUAUCGUUGGCCAUCAUGGUUAUUUACGCCGUCAAGAAGUUUGGUCCCACGGUGGCUGCCUAUUGCGAUAAGGAAAUCGAUAGAAUCGAAGAUGAAUGGAACGCCAGUCGCAACGAAAAUAUUCAAACACUGCAACAAGCCAUGGAAGACGAAAAGAAAGAGCAGUGGCGCGCCGAGGGUCAAACGUUACUGAUGCAGGCUAAGAAGGAAAACGUUGCGCUUCAGCUGGAGGCUGCCUACCGUGAACGCGCAAUGACUGUUUAUCGUGAAGUCAAGAAGCGUCUCGAUUACCAAGUUGAACGCCAAAAUGUGGAUCGUCGCAUCUCUCAGAAGCACAUGGUUGAUUGGAUCGUUCAAAACGUUGUGAAGUCGAUCACCCCGGAACAGGAGAAAGAAACCUUGAGCCGGUGCAUCGCCGAUUUGGGAGCUAUUGCAUCCCGCGCCAAGUAAAUGGAAUGUUAACCAUGAGCCAUUAUUCGAAUUGUAGAACGAAGGCAGUACAUAAUCGUUUUAGAAUUCUUGGCGGAUAACAAUGAGGUAACUAAUAAACUGAAUACAUUUGUCGAGUUAGUGCAAA
Armigeres subalbatus is the source of this 976-nucleotide messenger RNA. Its product is annotated as ATP synthase subunit b, mitochondrial-like. The coding region runs from base 133 to 849 and encodes 238 amino acids. The record is from RefSeq and is a predicted model, not a curated record. Gene Ontology annotation, biological process: proton motive force-driven ATP synthesis. Gene Ontology annotation, molecular function: proton-transporting ATP synthase activity, rotational mechanism. The transcript has 3 exons. Lineage: Eukaryota; Metazoa; Arthropoda; Insecta; Diptera; Culicidae.